Pipistrellus nathusii (Nathusius's pipistrelle) is the source of this 3867-nucleotide messenger RNA. The record is from the annotation of a GenBank genome assembly. NCBI's taxonomy places the organism in Eukaryota, Metazoa, Chordata, Mammalia, Chiroptera, Vespertilionidae.
AUGGGCAGCCCCGAGGGCCGCUUCCAUUUUGCCAUCGACCGCGGAGGCACCUUCACGGACAUCUUCGCCCAGUGCCCGGGGGGGCACGUGCGGGUGCUGAAGCUGCUCUCCGAGGACCCCGCCAACUACGUGGACGCCCCCACGGAGGGCAUCCGCCGCGUCCUGGAGCAGGAGGGGGGCGUGCUGCUGCCGAGGGACCAGCCGCUGGACACCAGCCGCAUCGCCAGCAUCCGCAUGGGCACCACCGUGGCCACCAACGCUCUGCUGGAGCGGCAAGGCGAGCGGGUGGCGCUGCUGGUCACCCGCGGCUUCCGGGACCUGCUGCACGUGGGCACCCAGGCCCGCGAGGACCUCUUCGACCUGGCCGUGCCCAUGCCCGAGAGGCUGUACGAAGAGGUGCUGGAGGUGGAUGAGCGGGUGGUGCUGCAUCGCGGGGAGCCAGGCUCCGGGACGCCCGUCAGAGGCUGCACGGGGGACCUGCUGGAGGUGCAGCGGCCGGUGGACCUGGGGGCCCUGCGUGGGGAGCUGGAGGGGCUGCUGGCCCGCGGCAUCCGCAGCCUGGCCGUGGUCCUCAUGCACUCCUACACGUGGGCCCAGCACGAGCAGCAGGUGGGCGCGCUGGCCCGGGAGAUGGGCUUCACGCAGGUGUCGCUGUCCUCGGAGGCCAUGCCGAUGGUGCGCAUUGUGCCGAGGGGGCACACGGCCUGCGCCGACGCCUACCUCACACCUGCCAUCCAGCGCUACGUGCAGGGCUUCUGCCGUGGCUUCCAGGGCCAGCUCAAGGACGUGCAGGUGCUGUUCAUGCGCUCGGACGGCGGCCUGGCGCCCAUGGACGCCUUCAGCGGCUCCCGCGCGGUGCUGUCCGGCCCGGCUGGGGGUGUGGUCGGCUACUCCACCACGACCUACCGCGCCGAGGGCGGCCAGCCCGUCAUCGGCUUCGACAUGGGAGGCACGUCCACCGACGUGAGCCGCUACGCCGGCGAGUUCGAGCACGUCUUCGAGGCCAGCACGGCCGGCGUCACCCUCCAGGCCCCCCAGCUGGACAUCAACACGGUGGCCGCGGGCGGGGGCUCCCGCCUCUUCUUCAGGUCCGGCCUGUUUGUGGUGGGGCCCGAGUCUGCAGGAGCCCACCCCGGCCCCGCCUGCUACCGGAAAGGGGGCCCCUUGACGGUGACGGAUGCUAACCUGGUUCUGGGCCGCCUGCUGCCGGCCUCCUUCCCCUGCAUCUUUGGGCCGGGAGAGUGCCAGCCGCUGUCCCCCGAGGCCUCCCGAAAGGCCCUGGAGGCCGUGGCCGCCGACAUCAACAGCUUCCUGACCGAGGGGCCGAGCCCCGCGGCCCCGCUGAGCCUGGAGGAGGUGGCCAUGGGGUUUGUGCGCGUGGCCAACGAGGCCAUGUGCCGGCCCAUCCGCGCCCUCACGCAGGCACGAGGUCACGACCCCUCAGCGCACGUGCUGGCCUGCUUCGGAGGGGCUGGCGGGCAGCAUGCCUGUGCCAUCGCCCGGGCCCUGGGCAUGGACACUGUGUACAUCCACAGGCACAGCGGGCUGCUGUCGGCACUGGGGCUGGCGCUGGCCGACGUGGUGCACGAGGCCCAGGAGCCCUGCUCCCUGCCCUACGCGCCCGAGAACUUCCUGCAGCUGGACCAGCGGCUGCGCCGGCUGGAGGAGCAGUGCAUAGUCGCCCUGCGGGCCCAGGGCUUCCCCAGGUCCCAGAUCCACACCGAGACCUUCCUGCACCUGCGCUACCAGGGCACGGACUGCGCCCUGAUGGUGUCCGCCCACCAGCACCCGGCCACCGCCCGCUCGCCCCGUGCUGGCGACUUCGGGGCAGCCUUCGUGGAGAGGUACAUGCGGGAGUUCGGCUUCGUCAUCCCCGAGCGGCCGGUGGUGGUGGACGACGUGCGGGUGAGGGGCACCGGCCGCAGCGGCCUUCGCCUGGAGGACGUCGCCAAGACCCAGGCGGGGCCCCCCCGGGUGGACAAGGUGACCCAGUGCUACUUUGAGGGGGGCUACCAGGAGACCCCGGUCUUCCUGCUGGGAGAGCUGGGCCAUGGGCACAAGCUCCAGGGGCCCUGCCUGAUCAUCGACAGCAACAGCACCAUCCUGGUGGAGCCAGGCUGCCAGGCGGAGGUGACCGAGACCGGGGACAUCCGCAUCUCCGUGGGGGCCGAGACCCUCGGCACGGUGGGCGCCCAGCUCGACCCCAUCCACCUGUCCAUCUUCUCACACCGCUUCAUGAGCAUCGCGGAGCAGAUGGGCCGCAUCCUGCAGCGCACGGCCAUCUCCACCAACAUCAAGGAGCGCCUCGACUUCUCCUGCGCCCUCUUCGGGCCCGAUGGGGGGCUGGUGUCCAACGCCCCCCACAUCCCUGUGCACCUGGGCGCCAUGCAGGAGACCGUGCAGUUCCAGAUCCAGCACCUGGGGGCUGACCUGCACCCUGGAGACGUGCUGCUGAGCAAUCACCCCAGUGCCGGGGGCAGCCACCUGCCAGACCUGACGGUCAUCACGCCAGUGUUCUGGCCGGGUCAGGCGCGACCUGUGUUCUACGUGGCCAGCCGCGGGCACCACGCAGACAUUGGGGGCAUCACGCCAGGCUCCAUGCCCCCGCACUCCACCGCCCUGCAGCAGGAGGGCGCCGUCUUCCUGUCCUUUAAACUUGUCCAGGGAGGCGUGUUCCAGGAGGAGGCGGUCACGGAAGCCCUGCAGGCCCCAGGCAAGAUCCCCGGCUGCAGUGGGACCCGGAACCUGCAUGACAACCUGUCAGAUCUUCGUGCCCAGGUGGCAGCCAACCAGAAGGGCAUCCAGCUGGUGGGGGAGCUCAUCGGGCAGUACGGCCUGGACGUGGUGCAGGCCUACAUGAGCCACAUCCAGGCCAACGCGGAGCUGGCUGUGCGGGACAUGCUUCGGGCCUUCGGGUCCUCCCGGCAGGCCCGGGGCCUGCCUCUGGAGGUGUCUGCGGAGGACCACAUGGAUGACGGCUCCCCCAUCCGACUCCGCGUGCAUAUCAACCUGACUCAGGGCAGCGCCGUGUUUGACUUCAGCGGCACCGGGCCAGAAGUGUACGGCAACCUCAAUGCCCCGCGGGCCAUCACGCUGUCCGCCCUCAUCUACUGCCUGCGCUGUCUGGUGGGCAACGACAUCCCGCUCAACCAGGGCUGCCUGGUCCCGGUGCGCGUGGUGAUUCCUAAAGGCUCCAUCCUGGACCCCUCCCCGGAGGCGGCCGUGGUGGGCGGCAACGUGCUCACGUCGCAGCGCGUGGUGGACGUCAUCCUGGGGGCUUUCGGGGCCUGCGCCGCCUCCCAGGGCUGCAUGAACAACGUGACCUUGGGAAACGCGCACAUGGGCUACUACGAGACCGUGGCGGGCGGCGCGGGCGCGGGCCCCGGCUGGCACGGGCGCAGCGGCGUGCACAGCCACAUGACCAACACGCGCAUCACGGACCCCGAGAUCCUCGAGAGCAGGUAUCCGGUCAUCUUGCGCCGCUUUGAGCUGAGGCUGGGGUCCGGGGGCCGCGGCCGCUUCCGGGGCGGCGAUGGUGUUGUCCGCGAGCUGCUGUUCCGCGAGGAGGCGCUGCUGUCCGUGCUGACGGAGCGCCGCGCCUUCCGGCCGUACGGCCUCCACGGGGGGGAGCCCGGUGCGCGCGGCCUAAACCUACUGAUCCGCAAGGACGGCAGGACGGUGAACCUGGGCGGGAAGACCUCGGUAUCCGUAUUCCCCGGGGACGUGUUCUGCCUCCACACGCCAGGCGGCGGGGGCUACGGGGACCCCGAGGACCCGGUCCCACCACCCGGGCCGCCCCCCCAGCCCCCGUCCUUCUCCAAUCGCGGCAGCGUGUACGAGUACCGCAGGGCCCAGGAGGCUGUGUGA